Molecule: messenger RNA, 1272 nt
Organism: Microplitis mediator
Lineage: Eukaryota; Metazoa; Arthropoda; Insecta; Hymenoptera; Braconidae
Product: inositol monophosphatase 1-like
Exons: 6
Coding region: 185-1000 (271 amino acids)
Biological process (GO): signal transduction; phosphatidylinositol phosphate biosynthetic process; inositol metabolic process
Molecular function (GO): inositol monophosphate 1-phosphatase activity
Source: RefSeq, a predicted model, not a curated record
CCUAUAGCAAGAGGAAAAAAAAUAAUCAGCUGACCAAUACUAUGAUAAUGAAACAGUAUUCUCUUUGGUCUUCUGUCAGUUUAUAAUAAAUUAUUGUAGAAAAAUCAGUUAAUCGUAUUUAUCAGUUGUUAUAAAAAAUUUAGUGCUGUUACUUACGAAAUUUAAUAAAUUUUCAAUUUUUAAAAUGAGUAUUGAUAACUUUUAUACCGUCGCAUUUGAUCUUGUUAAACAAGCCGGCGCAAUUAUUCGAGACAAAAUAAACAGGCCAAAAGAUGUUAUGGUUAAGUCUUGUGACGUCGACCUUGUUACUGAAUCUGAUCAGAAAGUAGAAAAACUUUUUAUGGAAGGAAUAAUCGCAAACUUUCCGGAUCACAGAUUUAUUGGAGAAGAAACUACAAGUUCUGGUACAAAAAUACAAUUAACAGAUGCUCCAACAUGGGUAAUAGAUCCAAUCGAUGGUACUAUGAACUUUGUUCAUGGUCUUCCUCAUACAUGCAUAUCAGUAGCUCUUUUAAUAAAUAAAGUCGCUGAGAUUGGAAUAGUUUAUAAUCCUAUUCUCGAGCAACUUUUUACUGCUCGGAAAGGCCAAGGUGCAUUUAUGAAUGCAAAUCCUAUUAAAGUAUCUGGCGAAAAAGAACUUAAUAAAUCUUUACUUAUGUUUGAAAUGGGAACAAGCAGAGAUCCCGAAAAAAUGAAAAUCGUUAUGGAAAAUUUAAAAAUAUUAACUUCUAAAGUUCACGGAUUGCGUGCAUUAGGAUCAGCAGCAUUAAAUAUGUGCAUGGUAGCUUUAGGUGGAGCUGAUGCUAAUUUUGAAUUUGGUAUUCAUAUAUGGGAUUUUGCAGCGAGUGAUUUAAUUGUUCGCGAAGCCGGUGGUUGUUGCAUUGAUCCAGCUGGUGGUAAAUUAGAUCUUUUAAGUCGACGAUUACUAUGUGCAUCAUCACCAGAAUUAGCGCAAGAGAUAUCAAGUCUUUUAGUUCAAUAUUAUCCAGAACGUGAUUAAAAAUUGGAAAAAAAAAUUUAAGUUCUACAGCUUAUUAAUAUUAAAAACAAGUAGACUCAAUCUACAACAAGUAAAAACAGAAUGUUAGUGAAUUUCUUGUCAAUAUAGAUACAAGAGAAUUUAACACAUGUCAUUGUGAUAAUUGAAGCAUUUAUGGGGUGUACAAGAUAAACAACUAAUAUUUUAAGAAUUAAUUUAAAAACUCAAUUUAUUUUAUUGGUUGUACUUAAUUUAUAAUGAUCCAAUUGCAAUAAAUAAUUCCAAUAAUUAAA